Messenger RNA from Penicillium cosmopolitanum, 1725 nucleotides. RefSeq names its product ubiquitin-specific protease UBP6. Gene Ontology annotation, molecular function: proteasome binding; cysteine-type deubiquitinase activity; protein binding. The record is from RefSeq and is a predicted model, not a curated record. NCBI's taxonomy places the organism in Eukaryota, Fungi, Ascomycota, Eurotiomycetes, Eurotiales, Aspergillaceae. The coding region runs from base 1 to 1725 and encodes 574 amino acids. The transcript is spliced from 2 exons. Gene Ontology annotation, biological process: regulation of proteasomal protein catabolic process; protein deubiquitination; proteasome-mediated ubiquitin-dependent protein catabolic process.
AUGGCGUCCAUCCCGAUCAUUGUUAAGCACGCGGGCAAACGCCACGAAGUUGAGCUCGAUCCCACCUCCAACGGCGAAACAUUGAAAUACCAGUUGUUUUCCCUUACCGGAGUCGAACCGGACCGUCAGAAGGUACUCGUGAAGGGUGGCCAACUCAAGGAUGAUACUCCACUGUCCUCCCUCAAGGCCAAGCCAGGCCAGACCUUCAUGAUGAUGGGGACCCCAUCAGGUGGUCAGGGAGACGCAGACCUAGGCCGCCCGAAAGAGACAAUGAAAUUCCUCGAGGAUAUGACAGAAGCCGAGAUUGCUCGACAAGACGGAGCUACACCUGCCGGCCUGCAGAACCUGGGCAAUACCUGCUACUUGAACUCUACCUUGCAAACACUGCGAAGCGUCCCUGAGUUGCAGGAGGAGCUUCAGCGUUAUCGUCCGAGUCGUGCUGGCCAAUCCGGUGGCCUGUCCGAUCUGAGCAGCUUUGGCCUUGGAGGAAUGGACAGCUCCAGGGAUAUGGCCGCGUCUCUUCGAGACCUGUUCAAGCAAAUGUCGGAGACACAGGAAGGAAUUCCCCCUCUGAUGUUCCUCAAUGCCCUCCGUACCGCUUUCCCACAAUUCGCCCAACGAGACCGCAAUGGAGGCGGCUAUUCCCAGCAGGACGCCGAGGAGGCUUGGUCGCAGAUCGUCAACCAGCUGCGUACCAAGCUGACCAUCACCGACGGAGCUGGAGAAGGUGCUUCUCAAACUUCCUUUGUCGACAAAUACUUCGCGGGUCAGUUCGAGUCGGCUCUCGAAUGUGAUGACCCCGGGGCCAAGGAGGCAGGCGAAGAACCGACUAACUCAUCCGAUGUCUUUUUCAAGUUGGAUUGUCACAUUGGAAAGGAGAUCAACCACCUCCAGGAUGGAAUCAGGGUUGGUUUACAAGAGCAGAUUGAGAAGCAAUCGCCUGUGUUAGACCGCAAUGCGCUGUACACAAAGAAGUCGAAGAUUGCUCGACUGCCCAAAUAUCUUACUGUACACUUUGUUCGUUUCUUCUGGAAACGCGACACCCAGAAGAAGGCCAAGAUUAUGCGAAAGGUCACAUUCCCUGCCGAGCUCGACAUUGUGGAGUUCUGCACCGAAACUCUUCAGAAACAGGUCAUCCCUAUUCGUGACAAGGUUCGGGAGAUCCGCAAAGACGACAUCGACAUCGAACGCUCUCGCAAGCGCCAGAAACUGAGCCAGAAGCAAGAGGAAGAGCAGAGCAAGGAAGAGAAGGGAGGCGGUGGCCAGAAAGAGCCAAUGCAGAAGAAGAAGGAAGCUCAAGAGGCCGCAGAGAGCAAGGGGAAGGCAAACGACAAGGACGGUGAUACCAACAUGGAGGAGAACUUCAAGACCGAUGCCGAGUAUGAAGCAGAGAAGUUGGAGGCGAUCGCGUCCGCUAAGAAGGAGCUUUAUGAGUUGAUCAAGCAGAACGGCUCCACAGACAGCGGUACCAACCCGUCUGGUCUGUAUGAGCUACGCGGUGUGAUUACCCACCAGGGAGCCAGUGCGGACAGCGGUCAUUACACUGCCUAUGUCAAGAAGCAAGCUCGCCCCGACAACUCCCAAGCCGGUAGCAAGCGCCGUGACGAGGAGGAGGAUGAUGGCAAGUGGUGGUGGUUCAACGACGACAAGGUCACCGAAGUUGAAGCUGAGAAGAUUGAAACUCUUUCUGGUGGUGGUAAGUGCUUUUGGCCUGGUAUUAUCUGA